AUGGCUGUCUGGUUGUUAGCGAUAGUUUUACUGCUUUUUACCGGGGGAGAAGCGCAGAAUUCCACGGUCUCGGUGGUUUUGAGCCCGACUACUGGACAACUCACUGUAGUCCAGGGAAAGAAACCCGGGGCUGUGGCCUGGGCCCAGCUGACUGACAACAUCCAGGAAACUGGAUGGGCAGUUCUUAAGCUGCAGACAGAUGCCAAGUACAAUGACAGCAUCCAAGCUUACGCUGCUGGUGUGGCAGAAGCUGCAGUCUCUCAGAGGCUUAUCUACAUGCACUGGAUGAACACACUUAUGGGUUACUGUGGCCCUUAUAAAUAUCAGACUGCAUACUGUGAAAAGCUUCAGAAUUAUCUGCAGGCAAAUCUGGACUGGAUGCAGCAAGAGAUGGAAACGGGAGGGGACUACUGGCACCAGAUCCGCCUUGCUCUGCUCCAACUUAAAGGUCUGGAGGACAGUUACAAUGGCCGUAUUACCUUCCCACUGGACAAAUUUACUAUAAACCCAUUUGGAUUCCUACUCUUUCAGCUUGGAGGGGAUCUAGAGGAUCUUGAAUCUGCACUAAACAAGUCAGAAUCCAGCACACAGAAGGGAACCGGAUCGUGCUCUGCCCUUAUUAAACUUUUACCUGGAAACAAGGAUCUAUUUGUAUCUCAUGAUACCUGGAACACCUACCAGUCCAUGCUGAGGAUUAUAAAAAAAUAUACCCUACCCUUCCGUAUCUCCCAAAAUGGUGGAACUGUCAUACCUGGCUCGGUUCAAACUUUUUCUUCUUACCCUGGCACAAUUUUCUCUGGAGAUGACUUCUAUUUGCUAAGCAGUGGUCUGGUGACGCUGGAGACAACUAUUGGAAACAGUAAUCCAGUACUUUGGAAGUACAUUAACCCACAAGGCUCCGUCAUGGAAUGGUUGCGUAAUAUUGUUGCCAAUAGGCUUGCAACAGGAGGAAAAGAGUGGGCCAACAUUUUCUCAAAGUUUAACAGUGGAACAUACAAUAACCAGUGGAUGAUAGUGGAUUACAAUAAAUUCCAUGCUGGUCAGACAGAGGUUACCGCAGGCCUUCUCACUGUUCUUGAACAAAUACCGGGUAUGGUGGUUACUGAUGAUAAAUCAGAGGAGCUUUAUCGCAGAGGUUAUUGGGCCAGUUACAACCUCCCGUAUUUUGAGACCGUUUUUAAUGCUAGUGGAGUGCCAGCCCUUGUGGAUAAGUAUGGUGAUUGGUUUGACUACCACAAGAAUCCACGUGCUCAAAUAUUCCAAAGGGAUCACAUGCAGGUGAAAGAUCUGGCUUCCAUGAUUCAUUUGAUGAGGUACAACGACUAUCUUCAUGACCCACUGUCCUACUGCUCAAGCUGUGAGCCCAAACAAAAUGCAGAAAAUGCCAUUUCUGCUCGCUCUGAUCUCAAUGCAGCCAAUGGAACGUACCCAUUUGGAGCUCUGCGACAACGGCAGCAUGGGGGUACUGACAUGAAGGUAACCACAUAUGACAUGGCCAAGUUGUUUCAAAUGGUCGCAGUGAAUGGACCUACAUGGGACCAGGUUCCUCCUUUCCAGUGGAGCACAUCUCCCUACAGCAACCUUAUGCACAUGGGUCACCCAGACAUCUGGAAAUUCUCUCCAGUGACAAUUCAUUGGGACUGAGGUGCAUCAUCUCCUUCAAUCGUAUGAGUGGCCGUGCCUAAAACCAUGAGUCCUCCAUCCCCAAAGCAGCAUGUGAACUAUUUUUGCUCAAGUGCAAUCACAUUUUCACUUUUAAAAAUUCUGAUAUUUUUUUUUUAUUUUUUAAAAAUAAAUGUAACAAAUCAAUACCCCACCUCAACAUACUUUCUCCUACAAGACAUUUGAAAUAACUGAAUGGCUUGCAAAGAUGGUAGGAGCCAGCUUAUUGCUGUUGAGCCGCCUUGGCAGAAUAAUGUAACUGGGUUUGUUUCUAGGAGCAUUUACACGUUUUCCUUUUUCUUACAAUGCUUAUGGCAUUUUUGGUAUUAACUAUGUUUUUUUUUAAUCUGAUGCAGUUGCGGACUAUAAAAGAUUUGUAACUUUUUUUUUUUUUUUUUUUUUUUUGCCGACGCAAACAAACUGAGAGCUUAAGAUAGACUGCUCACCUAAUAAAUAGACUUUUUUUUUCCCUAAUGAUACUUGCUAGCUAAUGCUGUGUUAUUUAGCUGUAAUAUCAACCUAGGUUAAUGUCUUUUAUGUUAAGUGACCUACAAGCUAUCUACACAUUGUUGCUUUAUGCAGGAGAUCACUGUUCGCUUCUCAAUCUACAUUCUGGAUGAAGCACUUCUGUUCUGACUCGCAACAUUGUGAGAAACUGAAAGCUGUAUUUCUGCAUUUGUAUCUUUUUGCAGACAAAUUUUUCCAAUAUUCCCAGUAUCAUUCCCCUCAUUUAUUUUGUUGUUCUGUUGCGCAGUAAAGCCGUCUCUAAAAAAUUUUUUUUUUUUUUUUUUUUAAAAGGUGAUCACUCAUAAGAGAACAUGAUUUGUUGCUGUCAAAUCUCCAUACAAAGCAUACAUUACUUUUUUCUAAUGCAACUUCUGCUUUAGGCAAGACCUUUAAAUCCUCAGCUCUUUGGAUGCAAUGCUAUAUCCUAGGGCAUAAAACAGUCUAUCACUGUCAUUCUGUGCUACCCAGGGUUAAAAGGUCACCUUUGACGAUAAUCUUUCAUACAGCAUCUACCAAAAAGAUAAAGGUGAUCCCUGCCUUUUAAAAUAAAUGUAGAGGCAAUUCAUUUUUUUGUUUUGUUACUAUGUGGAUCUGCACUUUUUUUAUAUGUAAAUGAUUUAGUCUUUGCAAUAUGAUUGGUUUGUGUUUGCUAAACAUAAUAAAAGUUGAUUAUAAUUUCUUAA
This is a messenger RNA of Bombina bombina (fire-bellied toad), 2852 nucleotides long. It is a transcript of the gene PLBD2, whose product is annotated as phospholipase B domain containing 2. Gene Ontology annotation, molecular function: glycerophospholipase activity. The record is from RefSeq and is a predicted model, not a curated record. Lineage: Eukaryota; Metazoa; Chordata; Amphibia; Anura; Bombinatoridae. Gene Ontology annotation, cellular component: extracellular region. Gene Ontology annotation, biological process: phospholipid catabolic process.